GGCCGGGGCAGGGGCUGGGGCAGGGGCUGGGGCGAGGAGCGGCUGAGGGGGAGACCGCGGGCUGCAGGAUCGCUGAGCAGGAGCAGAUAGGGGCGGGGGAGAGGGAGCCGGGAGACCAAGACAGCAAGAGGCAGAGGGGCAGAAGGAAAGAGCUGGGGACGCUGAGGGAGGAAAGGACAGACAGACAGACGGACAGAGAAGGAAGGGGAGACGCACAGGCAGCGGAGGAGACCGUGAGGAGCACAGGCAGGCGCACACCGAGAGCACUGGGGGUGCUGGCAGACCCUGGCUGCCGCGAGGACGGCGGCCUGCGUGGGCGUCCCAGUGGUCGCACCCUUGGGAGCCCUCGGGCGCGGGCUGCACACCGCCUUAGUCCAUGGCUGACUCCUGCCGGAACCUCACCUACGUGCAGGGCUCGGUAGGACCGGCCACCAGCACGGUGAUGUUCGUGGCCGGUGUGGUGGGCAACGGGCUGGCGCUGGGCAUCCUGGGCGCGCGGCGGCGGUCCCGCCCAUCGGCCUUCGCCGUGCUGGUCACGGGGCUGGCGGUGACGGACCUGCUGGGCACGUGCUUCCUGAGCCCGGCCGUGUUCGUGGCCUACGCUCGCAACAGCUCGCUGCUGGGCCUGGCCGGCGGGGGGCCCGCGCUGUGUGACGCCUUCGCCUUCGCCAUGACCUUUUUCGGCCUGGCCUCCAUGCUCAUCCUCUUCGCCAUGGCGGUGGAGCGCUGCCUGGCGCUCAGCCACCCCUACCUGUACGCCCAGCUGGACGGGCCACGCUGCGCCCGCCUGGCGCUGCCGGCCAUCUACGCCUUCUGCACGCUCUUCUGCGCGCUGCCCCUGCUGGGCCUGGGCCAGCACCAGCAGUACUGCCCGGGGAGCUGGUGCUUCAUCCGCCUGCGCUCCGCCGAGCCCGGCGGCUGCGCCUUCUCCCUGGCCUAUGCCGGCCUCGUGGCCUUGCUGGUGAGUGCCAUCGUCCUGUGCAACGGCUCCGUCACCCUCAGCCUCUGCCGGAUGUACCGCCAGCAGAGGCGCCACCAGGGCUUGCCGGUCCCCAGCUCCCGGACGCGCGAGGAUGAGGUUGACCACCUGAUCCUGCUGGCCCUCAUGACGGCCGUCAUGACCGUGUGCUCCCUGCCGCUCACGAUCCGCGGUUUCACCCAGGCCAUCGCCCCGGACAGCAGCGAGAUGGGAGACCUCCUCGCUUUCCGCUUCAGCGCCUUCAACCCCAUCGUGGACCCCUGGGUCUUCAUCCUCUUCCGCAAGGCCGUCUUCCGGCAGCUCAGGCUCUGGUUCUGCUGCCUUUGUCCUCGGCGUGCCCGAGGAGCCAGAAAACCCGGGGCGUGGCUGAUGCUGUGGAACCAGAACGUUGGCCCCGAAUUGCAGGGGUGGUCAGCUGCUAUUUCCCCUCCGUCAGGGUGGCCGUGGAGUCUGUGGGAGGAGAGAGCGUUACCCCAGAGCACGAAAGAACAGUUGUCUCAAAAUAGCCCACGGCCUGGCCCGCCGGCCCUGGCCCUGGGCUCCCCAUCCAUCUCACUGUCCAAAUAUUUAGAAAGUGGCCAAGUUCCCAGCGGCUUCUGGGUACUCAGGUUUGUGGAGGUUAGGAUUCCCGCUCUCAUCCACCACGGGGGUCUCAGCUGCCCACCCCGGUUCCCAGGGGAAGGCCCUGCCCUCUCCCAAGCCAGGAAUUCCCAGAAAGUUCCCUGCUUCCUGUUCCCCAUCGCUCUCGGGGUCCUGCGUCCCAAGGGGAGGUGGGAGGAAGGAGAGGCUGUUGCGUUGUAGGUGACCCUGGUGGACACGCGCCCGCUACCCAAGACACGCCAUAGCUUAACGGGCCAUGCGGUGUGACCCGCCAGUGAGGGGGGCUGGGGAGACGGCCGCCGAAGGGGUGGAGGUCGGGGGAUCCCGGGACCAGCCAAGAAGGCAGACCCCAGUCCUGCGUCUGUUCUUCGGGGCCUGGACAAAUUAUUGCCCUCCUUACAGAGCCUGACCUUAUCUCACUGCUCUUGGAGUCCUACAGAUUUCAUCCAUUCAUUUAACCAAUACGCAGCAGGUGCUGACUCCACCUGGUGUUGUCUCUGUGGGGUGCUUUCCAGCCAGCCCCACCUUCUCAGGGCUGGGAAUGCAGGGAGCCUGAGAAGGGAAGCAAGGUGCCGUGGAGAGGUGGGGGUGUGUGACCAGAAUGCCUCCCACCCCCGCCCCACACUGCCCGCCUCGGUUCCCCUUCCUCACCCCUGGCCUAGAACAGUGAAGCUGCACCCGGGGAAGGCCUACAGCAGCACCUGAGAGAGCUCAUCAGCCAGCUAGGGGCGAGCAUCAGUUCCUGCAUGCUAGGCACACCCUCCAGCCACUGGGCAGCCAUCAUCAGACCUUCUAGGGGUGGGCUGGAGUCCAGAACCGAGAGGGCAAUCACUGCCCUGGCUCAUCCAGCAGGGAGGAAGUGGAGCCAGUGUUGGCCGUGGAGCCGGAUGGUCUGAUCCCCUGCAGGGCCCAGCUUGCUGGCUGGAAGCCCCCACCCCUCUGUGCCUCUUUCUGACUAUAAUCUGGUGCUUAGCUUACAGGAUAGCUGGGAGGAUGAGAGAUUGCCUCUGAAAAUCGAUUUAGUACAGGGCUUGGAAGAAGGGCCGCGCUAGGUGUUACUAUUAUUGCCGUUAUUGUUGUUGCAGUUAUUAUCUGGGCAAACAUGAUCUGAAAACCAAGCAAAA
This is a messenger RNA of Chinchilla lanigera (long-tailed chinchilla), 2703 nucleotides long. RefSeq names its product prostaglandin I2 (prostacyclin) receptor (IP) (gene Ptgir). The coding region runs from base 377 to 1780 and encodes 467 amino acids. The transcript has 3 exons. Gene Ontology annotation, biological process: negative regulation of smooth muscle cell proliferation; positive regulation of cytosolic calcium ion concentration; inflammatory response. Gene Ontology annotation, molecular function: prostacyclin receptor activity. The record is from RefSeq and is a predicted model, not a curated record. NCBI's taxonomy places the organism in Eukaryota, Metazoa, Chordata, Mammalia, Rodentia, Chinchillidae. Gene Ontology annotation, cellular component: plasma membrane.